This is a messenger RNA of Sander lucioperca (pikeperch), 2532 nucleotides long. Its product is annotated as nuclear factor 7, brain-like. Bases 365 to 1792 code for a protein of 475 amino acids. Gene Ontology annotation, molecular function: zinc ion binding; protein binding. The transcript has 2 exons. The record is from RefSeq and is a predicted model, not a curated record. Lineage: Eukaryota; Metazoa; Chordata; Actinopteri; Perciformes; Percidae.
ACUGGUGAGAUGUAAGUGAAAAUGAAAGUAGAUUUUGACAUUGCUGAACGGAGCUGAGACGCCAUUACAGGGUGAGAGAUCUCUGCUGGAAAACACACAACGGGAAGAUCUGAAGCAGUCAAGAGAAGGGACAGUAACUCGCUACAUCAACUAAUGUUGAAUCAUCCUGCUAUUAAUAAUUCACCUGGUGACAGGUGAGUGAUAAGGACAGUAGAUUUUGACAUUGCUGAACGGAGCUGAGACGCCAUUACAGGGUGUGAGAUCUCUGCUGGAAAACACACGACGGGAAGAUCUGAAGCAGUCAAGAGAAGGGACAGUAACUCGGUGAGUCUUGUUUUUGAGAGACAUUUAGAUACAAAGACAGAUGGCUGAGAACACUGAUCUUUUUGAAAGUUACCUGAACUGCCAUGUGUGUUCAGAGACUUUCAGAGAUCCUGUGUCUCUGAGCUGCAACCACAGCUUCUGUUCAAGCUGCCUGCACACAUUCUGGGAACUAGCUAACAACAAAAACUGUCCCAUUUGUAAAAGAAAAUCCUCAAAAGAGAAUAUUUUGGUGAACUUUGCACUGAAGGAACUGGCUGACAACUUUGCUGGGAGACAGAAAUCAGGAUCAUCUGAGACAGAAAAAGGAGAGAAGAAGGUGGAGGUGGUGUGUAGUAAACACCAAGAAGAGCCUAAAUUGUUCUGUAAGGAUGAAGAUAGAGUUGUGUGUCCUGUCUGUGAGUUUUCUCUCCACCACGGUCACACGGUGGUUCCUGUAGAACAAGCAGUCAGAGAUCUGAAGGAGCAGCUGAAAUCUGACUUACAGUCUCUGCAGGACAAGAGAGACAAACACAGACGAGUGGAGGAAACAUACGAUGAAAUAACUCAACACUCCAAGAAGCAGCUGCUGUCUACAGAGAGUCAGAUCAGAGCCGAGUUCAACAAGCUGCACCAGUUCCUGAAAGAGGAAGAGGAGUCCAGACUGGCAGCUCUGAGGGAGGAAGAGCAGCAGAGGGGGAAGACUGUCAGCAGAGAGAUGAAGAGGAUUCAGGAGCAGAUCUCCUCUCUGUCAGACAGCAUCUCUGCUGUGGAAGCAGACCUGCAGAAAGACACCGUGCCGUUCCUCAGCAGUUAUAAAGCCUCUCAGAGCAGAGCCAGAGUCCAGUGCUCGCUGUCAGAUCCACAGCUGCUCUCAGGAGCACUGACAGAUGUGGCCAAACAUCUGGGCAACCUGUCCUUCAGAGUCUGGGAGAAGAUGAAGGACAACGUCCACUUCUGUCCCGUCAUUCUGGACCCAAACACUGCACACCCCUGUCUCUGUCUGUCUGAUGAUCUGACCAGUGUGAGCCAGGGAGACACAAACCAGAAGCUUCCAGACAAUCCAGAGAGACACAGCAGGUAUCCCUCUGUUCUGGGCUCUGAGGGUUUCAGCUCAGGGAAACACAGCUGGGAGGUGGAGGUGGGAGAUCAUCCUGUCUGGAGGGUGGGUUUAGCCAAAGAGUCAGCUGACAGGAAGGGAGAAAGCUAUGCUUCACCAAAAUAUGGAAUCUGGUGUUUAUUACAUCACAGUGGUAAAUACAUUGAUGGAUCUGGUAAUACUCUCACAGUGAAGAAGAGUCUCCAGAGGAUCAGAGUCCAGCUGGACUAUGAGGGGGGGGAGGUGUCCUUCUACAACUCUGAAGACAAGACUCACAUCUACACUCUCAGAGACACUUUCACUGAGAAACUCUUCCCUUGGUUCGAUAUCGGACCUGCUGGUGAUGCUAAAACUGUAGAAAUCAAAAUCUGUCCAGCUGAGAUUUCUCUGUGAGGUUCAGAUGGGCUGAUGAUGAUGUCAUUUAUACAUAUGUUUAUUUGGUUUAUUGUCUAUUUUGUUGAACGAUCUGGAAUAUUGUAGUUGCUGUGUCUGUGUGUGUGUGUGUGUGUGUGUGUGUGUGUGUGUGUGUGUGCGUGUGUGUGUGUGUGUGUCUGUGUGUGUCUGUGUGUGUGUGUGUGUGUGUGUGUGUGUGUGUGUGUGUGUGUGUGUGUGUGUGUGUGUGUGUUUCUGUGUUGUCGUUUUUGGGUGGUGAUGAUGGAUGGGGGGGGAGUGUUCAUUAUGUGUUUCUGAUUUAUUUUGAUAUUGUUUACCUAAUAAACUGUCAGCAUUCCCAGAAUGCAUCACUCUUAAAGUGAAUGAUCCUAAAUGUUUGGGAGGGGGCCCAGAGGAGACUCUUAAAUGACAGAAAGGGGAGAGAGUGGAGAGAACAUUUGAAAUGUGCAUUUACUUCCUUUAUUUGAACUUGUCUCUCAAUCCUCAUAUGUUGUAUUUUACUGGCUUUAAUAGGAUUUAUUUUGAUCAACAACAGUUUGGUUUUGACUUAGUAUUGUUAUGUAUUUGUAGCUCUGAUUAGCAUAACUGUUGUUGCUCCUAUUAGUAAUAUCACUGUUAUGUGUGUUCUCUCUUUUACAGCUAACUUCUCUUUUGUAAAAUAAGAAACAUGAAGACGAGAUAAAGAGUCUGAUGGAUGUUUGAAAGUGUUUCAAUAAAAAGAGAAUUAGAAUUUUAAAAAA